This is a messenger RNA of Synchytrium microbalum, 837 nucleotides long. RefSeq lists its product as uncharacterized. Gene Ontology annotation, cellular component: mitochondrial small ribosomal subunit. Gene Ontology annotation, biological process: mitochondrial translation. The record is from RefSeq and is a predicted model, not a curated record. The transcript is spliced from 6 exons. Gene Ontology annotation, molecular function: structural constituent of ribosome. NCBI's taxonomy places the organism in Eukaryota, Fungi, Chytridiomycota, Chytridiomycetes, Synchytriales, Synchytriaceae. Bases 1 to 837 code for a protein of 278 amino acids.
AUGGCAGCUAGUGUAUUAAGACAAAGAGGCACGCGCUGUCUAUAUACCAACAGGAUAAUAUUAGCAUCAGCUCCCUCAUCGCCUCCACCAUCAUCAACCAAAGCAGCACCUCCCACUCCUUUGCAAUCUGCUCUCAAACUGUAUAGAGCUUGGCUGAAAUCAGAUGCUACUCACUACAAAGCCGCUGGAACUGGCAACAAAUUCGCAGGAAAGAAUGGAUUGCCAUUUCCGUUGAAUCCCUUCUUCAAACCAACUCCUCCACUCGCCGAUUCCACAAGAGAAGAAAUAUACCGCCUGCAUCUCACUGAACCUGAUACCUGGACUGUCGGCAAACUAGCUGCUGAUUAUGGAAUAUCCUUUGAUCGUGUACGAGCAAUACUCAAACUGAAGGCUGCUGAAAAGCAGGCUGAGAUGGCUAAAGGAAUACCACCACAGAAAGAGUUUGCAAAAGGAAUGGAGAGGUUGCUAUCCGCUGAAAGGAGAGGUCGUAACUCUUCUAGAAGAGAACCAUUAAGAUCCCUGCUUGCUAGCGGAUUGAGACCAUUUUUUAGAAUGGCUGACGAAGAUGAGACAUUAUCACCAACAGACGCAGCCAGAAUUCUCAAACUAGCCCCAUUCUCAAACAUUAAAAUGAAGAUUGAUCGAGCUUCUGAGGGUAAACAACCAGUGAGUCAAGAUGCUUUACAACAAACCACAAUCAUUGAAGAGAAUCUGUUGCAUGCAAGUCAUAAAAAGUUUGCUAUUCGGGAUGUUAGUCAACAAAAGGCACAGACUUUGGUUCGUGAGACUAGUGGUAUACUGCGGACGCAGAGUUUGGUGGAGAAGUUACAGAGGUAG